Messenger RNA from Dermacentor andersoni, 6331 nucleotides. RefSeq names its product ribose import ATP-binding protein RbsA-like. The record is from RefSeq and is a predicted model, not a curated record. Gene Ontology annotation, molecular function: ATP hydrolysis activity; ABC-type transporter activity; ATP binding. Lineage: Eukaryota; Metazoa; Arthropoda; Arachnida; Ixodida; Ixodidae. Gene Ontology annotation, cellular component: intracellular membrane-bounded organelle; membrane. Gene Ontology annotation, biological process: transmembrane transport; lipid transport.
GUUACCACAGCUAUGUCCGGAUUAUGCGUUAACAGCAUACCUUCCAGAUGGGAGACUUUGUUCACAACGCUAAGACAAUUAAUACUAAUUAUUGUUAAUGUCCUCCUAUUUUCCUUUUGUGGUCAUUUCUUUCUUUCAGAAAUUUUGUAGCGAGCAUUGUUCGCUGAGUCCCAAGCAAACAUCGUACCAUCUACACACAGCUUGUUAAAAAAAAAGCUUGACCUUAGCUCCGUUCGAUCUCUCUUCCGCUGAGCUUUCCCACAACUUCUUUCUAAUAUUUCGAACGGCGAAAGAAAAGUCUUCCGUGAUCGAAAAUUCUGUUCCCUUGAGCUUAUAGCAAGCUUUUAGGACGGAACCCUUUUCGCGGUAGUCUAAAAACUUAAUGAUUACUGGGCGACCAUUCUUGCUCUUUCUUCCAAGCUUGUUGUAGUAUGGUUUCUAUAUCUCCAUCGCUACCUUUAACCACCCACACGGGGAUGUCGUCGGCAUACAUACUGUGGUGUAGAUUUGGAAUCUGAUUAAGUUGUUCCGGUAAUUGGAUCAUUGCUAAAUUAAAGAGGAAGGGGGACAAUACUGAUCACUGUGCUGUGCCAUGGCUUCCAAGAGGGAUCUUGUCCGAUUGUACUUCUCCUAUUCUUAGUUCCGGUGUGCGGUGGUUGAAGAAAUCUUUGGUGUAGUUGUAGGUCCUCUGGCCUGCACCUAGGUACUGCAGAUUCGCCAGUAUAGCAUGAUGCGCUACGUUGUCAAAGGCCUUUGUGAGGUCAAAGCCCAGGACAGCCCGGGUACCAUUCUUGGCUAUGUGGUCCAGAACUAGAUAUUUAAGCUGAAGCAUGACGUCUUGCGUGGCAAGUUAUGGACGAAAGCCAAUUAUGGAGCUCGGGAAUAGGUUUUGUCCUCCGCAAAAUUGUGGAGUCGGUUAAGUAUAACGUGCUCCAUGAGUUUUCCUACGCACGAGGUCGAGAGAUCGGGCAUAAGUUCUCGAGCUGUAGUCGUUUACCAUGUUUAGGUAUAAAUAUUAUUUGUGCAUGCUUCCACUGCGAGGGGAUAGAACCUGUUUCCCAAAAGCUGUUGAAGUACUCUGUUAGGGCAGUGAUAGAUGCGUCGGCCAGAUUUCAGAGGGCCUUAUUUAUUAUGCCAUCGGGGCCUGGUGCAGAUUUAGUUCGGAUUUUUGAGCAAGACGGCUCGUACUUCAGCCUCUAGAAUGGGUGCGUCUAGGUUAAGAUUCGCCGGCCGACCGUAUGGCUUCUGGGGGAUUUGUGCAUUGGUGCCUAUGUACCGGGUUCUGAGCUCUGUCAGGAGCUCGUCGUUCGUGCCCUGGUAUUGGUGAGUGAUCUUAUUGAGGUAUUUCCUCUGGUUGCAUUUACUCUUUUCCGGGUCCAUAAAAUAUCGGAGAAGAUUCCCGUUUUGGGUAGACCGAGUUGUCCGUGCAUGCUGUCACAUACUUUCUCGUAUUGGUAUUUGGUCAAUUGGUUAGCGUAUUCCUCGAUUUCCAUGUUGAUUUGCGCGAUGCAGAAGCGGAGUGUACGGUUUAGUUUAUUCUUUUGCCAGCGGGUUUGCAUGCUCUUUUUGGCUUCCCACAAGUGUAGAAGGCGGCAAUUUACCUCGACCAGACCAUCGUCUUCAGGAAUUUCUCUCGUGGCGCGUUUCACGCAAUCUCUGAGAUCCCCGAUCCAGGCCUCGAGAUCGUUUAUAUGCUCGGUGGCGGUUGUCCCCUGAAUCUGGCGGAAGUGGUGCCAUUCCGUGAGCGAGACUCGUUUGCCCUUCUUGCGGGGUGGACCCGCCUGAAUGUGGAUUUUUAUGAUAUAAUCAUCGAUACCGAGGCUUUCCCCGGUAUUAGUCCAAUCAGAGUUGCCUAUGUUUUUGAGGAAAGUUAGGUCAGGAGUGGUGUCAAGACGGACGCUAUUCCUGAUACGGGUGGGUGUCCAGGAGUCUGCGAUGUGAGCCAAAGAUUACGACCUUUGAAUACCUCUGUACGGUGUCCCUAUGCAGUGUGGUGAGCGUUAAAGUCACCUAAUAAUAAUAUGGCCUUUUGUUGGGAGAUUCUGAGAGCCUUCCUGAAUAGAGUUCCGAACUUGUGGCGUCGGCACUUUAGGCUACUAUAGACAUUAAGGAUGAAUAUGCUUUCAUCCUCCUUACGUUUCGGGAUGAGUUCAAUAAAGACGUGGUCUAUGUCAACUUCUUCAAUAUCAUGUUUAAUGGCUGUUAGAUUUCUGCGAACUAGAAUAGCGGUGGUGGAAUCCGAACCCAGAAGCAUUAUAGGAUUUGUACCCUGCCAAUUUUGCGUGGCCUCCCGUCUCCUGAAGGGCAAUCAUAUCCGGGGCGUCCUUGCUCUGAACGAACUGCUGCAGGUUUCCCCGUUUGCGGCGAAACCCACCGCAGUUCCACUGCCAGAUCUUGCAGUUAGGAGUGUGAGCCAUUUUGGGGUGGCGGGAGUUCAGCGAUCGGGUUGGAGAUUUCGGAUAGGGAUGGGCGGUCAUAGGGUUUGGAUGCCACGCCCUUAAGGGAGCCGCAGGCCGUUGAUGUGAAUCUAGACUCCCAAAGAAGGUCUUUGGCUUCGGUCGCGGCUACCCGACUCUAGGUUGGUGGUUCGGGUUUUCAGAGCGUCUAGACGUGCGCUUAUUUGUUGCAAGUGGGCACGAUUCUCCACCUGUUGCUGAGGUAUCUGGUUGGCAAGUUCAGUAAUCAUAUGUUCUAGUUCCUCGAAUCUUGGGGAUAUGUCUGAAGAGCGGUCAUUAUGAUCUUCUGCCUUACGUUUCUCUGGUGGUGCUGUGGUGUUGUGUGAGGGAUUAAACGGUGGGGUUGGACGCGGCGUCUGACUGCGCUCCUGUUGUCUUUUUUGUAGUCGGGUGAUUUCCGUCCGCAGCUUAGUGAUUUCGGUUCUCUGUGGUUCUAUUAACUGCCUCAGUUGUUGGAGUACUGCCUCGAGAGCCUGCAUCUUAGGAUACUGAGCAUUGGGAGAUGUUAGCCCAGCUCACCUGUAGAGCGCUUUUAGCCGGGGUCGUUCAUCUCCCGGAACUCGACUGGUUCCGCGACGUCCCGCCGGAGUCCGUGGCGCUCGGAGUUGAGCUUAGUCUCAUGUAAGAUGGAGGUGGUUUCGGUAUCGCUGCGAGCGGACGCACUGUGUAUGGGCUCCUCCUUCGAAGUCUACAGCGACCGGUCAUUUCGACUUGAGCCUCUCAACAUCGCCACCAUCGUAUCCGGGAAAGUGAGCCGCCCAUUUUGAGCCCACCUGGGUAUCACUAUCCCACCCGGGUCAGAUUUUUCGGCCUUUUCUCCGUGUACCUGGUGCACGCCGAGGCUACGCCUGUCUUAGGCCUAGCGUCCAUGACCCCCACAGCCCACCUAGCCAUGGAAUACCAAGUAAACGGCACUGACAUCCACCCCGCCGAAGCCCUAAACGGAGAAUGGGAGACUGUCCUGCGUCUCCGCAAACAGUACCGCCCGGCGACUGCCACUCACUCUCCCCAAACGGAACCCAAGGGCGGUGACGGCCGUUCAACCGCCGAGAUAUCCCGAGCUGCGGCGCCGCCAGCUGCGCAGCGCCCGCUCCGUACGCGACACGCGCCUCUCCCGCAACUCCCGCGGGGAGACUUCAAGAUCGUAGUCCGACCACGCGACGGUUUGGACGUAACCAAGGAGACCCCUCUAACGCUCUUCGCUGCAAUCUGUGAUGCGACGAAAAUCCACCUGCAGGAAGCGCUCGCUCAGAACCAGGUGCGGCUGCAUCCAACAAACAAUACCUUGACGAUCAGCACUCCAGAGGAGGCUCGAGCUCGAGCUUAUGCCCAAAUAACGUCAAUCCACAUCGGCACGAGCGCAACUGAUGUCACCGCAUACCUCGCUCCGCCCGAUAAUGCCGUGAGGGGCGUCAUUCACAUGGCCCACAGUGGUGAGUCGCACGAUGAAAUCCUGAAAGGACUUGUUCCCUUCAAUCCUCAACUACCAAUUAUUGACGCUCGGCCCUUCGGGAAAAAGCGAUCCAUUAUUAUCACUUUCGCCACCGGCCCCCUGCCAAAGGCUGUCCGCUUUUGGGCGGGUAUUCACACUUGCUUUCCUCAUCGACCAAAAAUGGAGGCUUGCUACAACUCCCGCCGUAUCGGACACCGGCAGGAUGUCUGUCCCGUCCCAACUAGCGGAUGUUGCCAGAAUUGCGGUGACAAGCACGCGCCAACGGAACCCCCAACCUGUACACCCAAGUGCAUUGUCUGUGGCGACGAGCAUCAUACUGGGAAUAUUCAAUGUACGUACCGGUACGCACGCCCGCCACCACGCACCCAGCCAACCACCGGACGCCAGUCAAGAACCCGGGAGCAGAAGCCAGCCCCGCGAAAGUCAUCGCGCAGUGCAAACACUGCGCGCUCCAUUUCACGUGACCGUAGCCACAAGCCCCAGCAGGACCUCACCUGGGCCGACCGUGCAAGAAAAUCGCCGCCUGCCCCCGCCCAGAAAACUCCGGACCACAACGAAGGGGAGCUCCGGGCCCUCCGGGAGGAGGAAGCAUUGCUGUGACUUUCGCUAUGCUGUACUGGGUGAUCCUUUGUUUCGUCGUACCAUGCGCUGUGAUGGAGAACUAUGCGCCCAGCCUCGCCGGUUACCUGCUCGCCAGCCGAGAAAGGAAGCUGGUCUUCUCUGCGACCCCUACGCUUGGCACAUACUGGAUCCUCAAGAUACUCAUGAUCUCCCAAGAUCUCACGGGGUCCGCCGGCUGGGAUGUGGUCAGUGGUCGAGUUCUGAAUCUGGACAACGUUACGAUCGGCGAGAUAUGGCUUACAAUGAUAGCCACCAGCUGUCUCAUAACCCUGGUGGUAGCCUACCUGUCCCAGGUGUUGCCAUGGGUCGCAGGUAUUCCGAGGCCGUUCUACUUCCCUCUCAUGUACCGAUACUGGUUCCCGGCUACUCAGGAUCCACAAGGUGGAACCGUCUCCCCCGGAGACAAGUUCCCGGGUUAUUUUCAGUUGCCCCCGUUGGACGCCACCCCAGUCAUCACUGUCCAGGGCCUGACGAAAGACUACGGUGGUGUGGUUGCAGUGCACAACGUGGACCUGGAAGUCUACGAAGGCCUCAUCACCGUCAUCCUGGGCCACAACGGCGCCGGGAAGACCAGCGUGCUCAACGUGCUCACGGGUGCCAGAUAGUGUGAUUGUGUGAAAGCUGCGUAUAGCUCGAUCUGCAACAGUUACAUUGCGCGCAUCCACAAAGCUUUGCUGUCAACGAAUUCCCUGUGAUCGAUAUCUUCUUUAAAGCAAAUAAGUAUUAUUUGGAGUAAAUGUAACUAUACGCCUUCGGUACCGUUGGCGCUUAUAAAGAGAUGGCAAAUAUGAAUGUUAAGUUGCAUUAACCUGACAGUUUACUUCCUGAGAGUUAUCUUCUAUACAUGUUCACCUUGCACUGUCAGGUUAUUCGCAGACGACUGUGUCGUCUACACAAUAAUGACUAACACACAAAAUAAAAGCCCAGUACUCUUAGACUUCAUUGAACUCGCAUUUUAGAAUUAGUUGCUAGUGGCAAAUUGAAGUUAACAUUUUUAUAACUAUGGCCGGGAUGUUUACUAGAGAACAUAAUCCGCGAACAAGCUACAAACAAUUCAGGGUAUUGUUGUUCAAAGUGCAUCCCCAUUCACAUAUCUCGGAGUUCAUCUAUCGUCUGAUUUAUCCUGGAACGUGCACAUCAUUAUCAUUACCAGCGAGGCACCUGAAGCACUCGGCUUCAUUAAACGUCACUUGUACUUGACCAACACUGCUAUCAAACUAUUAACAUGCACUAUACUUGUUCGUUCUAUGAUUAAAUCUGUCCACAUUAUGCAAAAAACAAGUGAGUAGUGCAGACAGGACACAAGAGUAGAGAAGUGGACAACACGAACGCCGACUAUCAACUGAAGGGAGCACUGAGGCGAAAAAAGAAAAGAAGACACAAAACUCAUCUGCGCAUGCUCAGGAAUGGUAACACCACGUGUCAGUCGGGUACACGUGCCGGUCUACGUGAGAGAUAAUUGUUAAGGCACUUAAUCUCUUCCUUAUGUAAAGUAAUCGAAGGCUGACUCACGCACGCACUUCCACCACUAGAGAUAUGCCAUGCCUCUACCAUAAGACGCGUAUCUUCAUUCUUAUGCCAGUAAAAUAUCGCGCAUUCAUCUAACUCUGGCGUGCAGUUACAAUCUCGGCAAUGUAGCGAAAGAUUAGAAGGCGAUCCACCGGUUAACGACCUUUUAUGUUCCAUUAGCCUCUGAUUGAUACACCGUCCCGUUUGCCCUCCGUAGAACUGGCCACAGCUAAGGGGAAUUUUAUAAACCACACCCAUACGACGGUCAGUAAAACUGUUGUUUUUAUUAUGC